Molecule: messenger RNA, 4386 nt
Organism: Plasmodium relictum
Lineage: Eukaryota; Apicomplexa; Aconoidasida; Haemosporida; Plasmodiidae
Product: conserved Plasmodium protein, unknown function
Exons: 1
Coding region: 1-4386 (1461 amino acids)
Biological process (GO): peptidyl-arginine methylation
Cellular component (GO): nucleus
Molecular function (GO): protein-arginine N-methyltransferase activity
Source: RefSeq, a predicted model, not a curated record
AUGAUAAAUGAAUCAUAUAAUAAGGCACUGAAAACAGAGAACGAGGAUACAAAUAACAAAAAAAAAGGAUUAAAUGAAAAUUGUUUUGAGGAAGAGAAUGGAAAAUCUUUCAAUAAUAGAGAUAUUAAUGCAAAUGACAAUAACAAUAUAUAUAUGAUUAAUAAAGGAGGUAUUAUCGAAAAUAGUUUAGAUAAAAAAAGAACAAACACAAAUAUGGAAAAAGAUAAAAUAACUAAAGUUAAAAAAAAAAAAAUUACAUUAGAUUUAAAUGAGAAUAACAAAAUAAAAUUAGAAAAUAAAAAAGAAGUGUCUAUAUGCAAUGAAGGAAAAGAAAAUAGUAAUUUAAUAGAAAGUGAAAUAUUAAAAGAAGGUACAGAUAAUAAUAAUAAAGUUUUAGUUAAAACAUAUAGUAGAAUGAAUAAAGAAAAAUACAUAGAAAAUCAAAAUUUAGAUAUAGAUAUUUUAAGUAAAGAUGGUUCUUCGUUUAAAAUGAGAAAAGAAAAGAAAGAAAAAAAUGGUGAUAUAUAUUAUGAUGUAGUGGAUAAAAAUGACAUUAAAAAUAAAGAAAGUAACACAAAAGAAGAAAAAAAAAAAGGUGUUCACAGUUUUAAGGAUGAAAAAGAAAAGUUUUCCAUGAAAGAAAUAGUUUAUAAUAAAAAAGAAAAAAAUGCUUUAGAAAUUGACAAUAAACAAAACGUAAUAGUAAAAUGCAGUGAACAUAACAAAUACAGUGAGUUAUUAAAUUUCGAUGAAAUAGAUAAUAGCUUUGAAUUAAAUAAUAGCUAUGUAAAACUAAAAAAUGAAGAUAGUGCUUUGAAAAAUGAUAAAUUAAAUAACUCAAAUUUCAAAGAAACAGAAUUGUUUAAAAAAGUCAGAAUAUCAAAAGCAAAAAAUAGUAUUGAUAAAAAAGAGUUGCAAAAUAUAGAAUACACUACAGAAAGAGAACUUAAUAGCAAUAUUCAUGAUGAAACAAAGUUAAAAGUGAAAAUAUUAGAAAAAAAAGAAUUAAGAAAUAUAAAUAAUAAGAAGAUACAUGCCGAAAAGUGUGAAGUCGUGUCAAAUGCUAGAAUGAAUGAUAAAAUAUUAAAUGGCAAAAAGGAAGGUAAUAAAGAAAUUUUAAUUGAUGAAGAAAGACAAUAUAAAAGAGAAAAGAGUAAUAAAAAUGAAUCUUCUGUAGAUACUAAAAAUAAAAUUAAACAAGACAUACUAGUUACUGAAAAGACAAAUAGAAAGAAGAAAACAAAUAAUUCCAAUGAAGAAAAUAUGUAUGCAAAAAAAAAAAAAAAUAAUAAUAAUUAUAUAGAUGAAAAUGUAACUAAAGAAAAAAAAAGUAAUAAAAGUAUAAAUGAAGAAGCUAUUUAUGAGAAAAAAAAAGAGAAUAGUACUUAUUGUGUAAAUGAGAAUAAAAUAAGAGAUAAAAAAUGUAAUAAUAGUGAUAUUGAUGAAACUAAUAGAAAUGAACAUAUUAAUAGGGAACAACAAAAUAUUAAUAAUAAAUAUGAUGAUCAUGCAACCUUUAAAAAAAAAUAUGAAGAAAUUGUAAAAAAUAAAGAUUUAAAUAAGAACGAGGAAGACAAUGUGCAUGAUUUUACUGGAAAUAAUGAAAUUUAUCAAAUAUCCAAUGAAAAUAAGUCUGGAAAUGUAAAAAAGAAAUAUACAAGACUAUUGAAAAGCUUGGAAACGAACUUGACAAAAAAGAUUAUAAACAAAGAAUGUGAAAAAAGAAUUAAAUCAUGGGGAGAAAAUAUAACUUUACAAGAAAAAAUAAAUUACUUUAUAAAUAAUAAAAUUGCUACAAAGACAGAAUAUAAAUAUGGAAAGAAGCCAAAUACUUUGUCUAUAUGUAACCAAUUUAGCUUAUAUAAUCACUUAACAAUGUUAAAUGAUUUUAACAGAUUACAUUAUUAUAGGGCAGCAAUGAGGUGGACAGGGCAUAAAGAUUUAUGCAAUGCUAAUACUAACAAUUUUGUGAAUCACGAAAAUAAUAUUACUGCUGAUAAUAUAAAUAGUAUAAGUAAUACAACUAAUGGAGAAAAUACAGGUAGUCUAUGUAAUACAGAGAGUAUAAAUAGUAUGAGCAAUACAAUAAACAUGAAUACCACUGAAGUAUAUAACAUAAAUAAGUUUAAUGGGUUUAGUAAAAUAGAUAAACCAGAUAUAUUUUUUGAAAACAAUAAAGGUUGUUAUGUUUAUAAUAAAAAUAUAAUAGAAAUAGGAACAGGCCCAUUAUCCUUAUUAUCCAUUAAUGCCAUUUUAAAUGGUGCCAAACAUGUAGAUGCAUUAGAAGUUAACAAAGAUGCGUCUGAUAUGGCAAAAAAAUUAAUAGAGGGGUAUAACUUAGAAGAUUACAUUAAGAUUAUAAACUGCUAUUCUAAAGUAUAUGAAUAUAGAGAAGAAGAGCAUCAAAGAAGAUUAAAAAAAAAGAAUGCAUUAUACAAUUUUUAUGAUAAUGCUAUUGGUGAAAAUUUUUGUAAUAAUUUUAAUUACGAUUUAAUAAUAAGUGAAGUAAUUGGGGAUUUUGCUUCUCAAGAAGGUGUAGCUGAUAUUUAUUUGGAUUUACAUAAAAAAAUAUUUUCCUACAGAAAAUAUCAGGAAUACUUAAAUAAUUGGAAUAUUAAUAAUAAUAGUAUAGAAUGUGACAUAAAAAAAGAAAAUAAUGAAGAAGAUAAAAGCGAUAUAAGUGAAAAAAAAAAGGUACAAAAUGAAAAUAUUAAGAAAGAAAAAAAAUUAUCAUAUAUUGAAUUCUCUUCUAAUGAGGAAUUAUAUAAUUCUGAAGAAUUUUACAAUAUGAAUAUUAAAAGCAUCCCAUAUAGUGUUACAACAUAUUAUUGUCCUGUUAAGUUUCCUUAUUCUGAUAAUAUUAUAUAUAAAAGUGAAAACUAUCCAGAAAGAACUAUUAUAAGUCCACAAAAUAAAUUAUUGCAAUCAGUUAUAUUAGAUUGGUCUAAUUUAACUUUAAAUGAAGAAAAAAAUAGUGAAGAUAAUUUUGGUGUUUUAGAAUAUCUAUACCUAGAACAAAAUUUAAAAAAUCAAGUAAUACAAAAGAGAAGUAAUUUAUUUCAUAUUCAAAAAAAUGCUCCAUUCUGUGGAUUUUUAAUAACAAUUGAUGUUGAAAUUAGGAAAGGGGAGCAUUUUGGUACAAAAUAUGGGACUUGCGAUAGUUGGUAUACUAAUGUCGUUUUAUUAAAAGAUGAAAUAAAGGUUAAAAAAGGUGAUUUAAUUAUUAAUAAAACAUAUACAAAUUUAUUGAAUUAUAAUGAAACUAUUAUUGAUAGAAAAACCGUUUUAGUCUCACGACCUUCAUACACUUUUUACGGUUAUAUAUUACGAUUAAUUAAAGAAAAAUAUUCUGAAUCUACUUCUGAUAAUGAUGAGAUAAAUUCAAGCAAUGAUAAAAACUACAAUGAAUCAAAUGCUUCAUAUGAAGAAAAUGAUUAUGUGUAUUUGGACGACGAAACAAUAUUGUUACUAGAUCGAAAAGAUUUUCAUACCAGAUUUUUGGUACCAGACUUAAAUAAAGCUAGUAGUGAAUACAUUCCUACAAAAGGAGAAUUUAAAAAUAAUGAUACGAAUAACAAAUCAGAUUAUUCUAUUAAUAUAAAGAAAGAUAAUUUUUCUAACAAGAAAACAAAUAUUUUUGAAAAUCAAAAUAACUCCAAAGAUAAUGAUAAAUAUUCUGGGGAUAUUUGCCAUUAUAAAGAUACUAAUAAUGAUAAAAAUAUAUUUAAUAAUAAAUAUGUUGGUGAUGAUAAAUAUCUUAGUGGUAGUAUACUAUAUUCUAGUGCAAUUGAUAAUAAAGAAAACUCAAAUAAUUUUUUAGAGGACAAAAUUCAUUUAAAAACUCAAGGAGAUAUACCAUUGAAUAAAAAUGAAAUAAAUUGUAAAAAUUGGAAUAAUGAAUUACGUAAUGAAUUAUGCAACGAAUUUAAGGAAAACAAGUACAACGAUGAUAUUAACUUCUUAAACAAAAAUAAAUGUAUAAAUACGAAAUCCACUGCAUCAAAUUCAUUAAAACAAGAAAAUAAAAAUACAGAAAAGGAUAAAGAAAGGACGAAAAAAAUUUCAAAGAAUAAUGUAAAUAAGAAAAAAAAAAAAGAUGCACAAAAAAGUAGUAAAAAUAGGAAAACCUCAGAUAAAAGUAAAGAGGAAUAUGAAAAAGACAUUUCGGAUAUUAUUAAUAAUUAUAAUUCAUAUUCAAAAUUCUAUUAUGACAACUUAAAAAAUAAAAUUAUUGUUUAUAAAAAUUUUAAGUAUAAGCUACUAACUUUUUAUGAACCUGUAGUUAUUGACUAUGAUGAGCAGGCAACUGUAAUUUAUAAAAAGGAUGAUAUAUAUAACAGCAGAGAAAAUAAUGUGAAUAAAUUUGUAAAUAACGUAUAUCAAUAA